CGAACUGGACAGCCGCCAGUCUUGCGAGAGCCGUGCGCGAGAGCGGACGUCGCUCGUUUCAACGUCGAUGCGCUGCCACGUGAGGGAAAAGCCAGGAGGAAAACUCGUUUGCACGCCGCCCCGAUGAGAGACAACAACAUUUUCUUCCCGUUUCUUCCCUCGCGUUGUGGGCCCUCGCCAUCGCGUCGAGCGACGGAAACGCUGUGGUGAAUUGCUCCGGAAAUGUGUGGAAACGGAAUCGCAACGGAGAUCAGUCGCGGCCGGAGUACGCGGAGGUGUGCUUGACGAGAAAUCCACGACGUUCCACCACCAGGUCGACGAGAGCUGCUGGAUUUCUUCGCGCGUUCACGUCGUCGACGGCAACGAAAUGGAAAAACGAGACUGACGAGAGCCGGGCCGAGAUCGCAACGCCGCUCGCGACGUUUUCCGUCGAGUGCGAACCCACCCGCUGCUUAAUCAACUCGCUUCGUUGACGACGAGCGACGAGAGAGGAAAUAAAGGAUCGAUCUUGCUGCGACUUUGGAGCGACGGGAGGAGGUGAAGGAUCGAUUUCGCGAACGGAGCGAGGAUAAAUCAGGCAUCUCUCGUCGUGAUGCUGGGCUGCGCGACGCGACGCAACAAGACGAGACAAUCGCGACUAACACCUAAGAGAUAUCCAUGCUCUUCUUUCGAUCAAGCGCGACGACAUCGAGGCAACGCGAGCAAUACGGAAUUUCGCGGGUUCGCGCCGAGUAAACGCACACACGUUGUAUCAUCCAUCUGAGUGUUAAUCGCCCUCGCAUUCACUCUGAAUCGCGUCCCACAGGAUCGAACGGGGCCGUGCACUCGAGAAGAGAGAGAGAGAGAGAGAGAGAGAGAGAGAGAGAGCUGGGGGAAACAGUGGAGAGAAAGAAGAUCGUCAAAGGGGCCGCGAGAAGGAGUUAGACUCGAAGAGGAGCCGAGGAUUCCUAUUGAGCCUCGUAACAUCUCGCGCGGGGAAUCUCGCGCGGUUCUUCUCAAAGCUUCACGCCGGCGGAUCCUCAAGGCACUUCCGCCAAGGUGUGAACACAGCUAUUAUGAGAUCGCCGGCGGCGGGGCGGGAGCUCGGAGUAAACCGCGGGUAAAAAGUUGCGGUGCAGUCGCGCGGCCGGCCGAGCGACGAGAGCGAUUCUUCUCCGCGAGCGUCCCGGAAGGAUCCCCGGAAGGAUCUCACUGCCGCGCGCACAUAUUCCAGCGCCGAAAGUUUCGCGCGGCCUGCUGCAACUGCCGGGAGGGGGAGAGAGAGAGAGAGAGAGAGUCCCCCCGCCGCGCCGCGCCGCGAGGAGGAGGAGGAAGGAUCCCGCAAAGGCGCGGAAAUCCUGUGCUCGCGAGUCCAACUCCAAAGUCCGUAAUGCCGUGAAGUAAAAAUCCGCUCCAGCGGAACAGCGUAAAUCGUAUCGGCCGGGGCAUCGUCCUCGGAGCUCGCCGAAGGGGAAACUUCCGCGGGUCGCGCCAGCGCAAUUUUCAGGAUCUCGCUCCUCCGUCGUUAUCCGCGCGUAAGAGCCGAACAACUGCCACAGGGAGUACACGCGAGGGAAUACCGCCGCACCGGGUUCUCGCAUUGUUAAUUCACUCGUCCUGCGGAGGAGCGCGCGCGGCAGAUCGCAAUUCGUGACUGCGGCAAGCUCUCCGGAAAGGAGCCGUCGUAAGCCGCGCGCGAUGCAUCGGACACGAAGGAUUCUGCAGAGGACGACGAGCGAGAAGACCCGGCGAUCGUAGACGGAGGAGGAGGAGGAGGAAAAGGCAUCAGGAAAACGAAGAGGAGGCGGAGGAGCAGGAAGUGAAUAGGGAAUUGCGAAUAACAGGCAGAGGCGAGGAAACGCUCCAGGAAUGCCGUGGAUAAAGUGUUUGGGUGGUGGAGGCGGGAAGGCCAGGAGGGGCAAGCCACUCAGCGUCAGUCAACCGAUCCACCUGCUUGUCAAGAGCGACUUUGAACCACAGUGUCACGUGUUCCGCACCAAGCAACUGCGCAAGCCCAGACCAUGUCAUCUGUGCCAUCAGGCGGUCAUCAAGCAAGCCUCCUGCUGCAGAGUUUGCAAAUACAUCUGCCACAAGACGUGCGAGGACAAGGGCGCGCGGUUCCGAGACACGUCGCAACAAAUCCACAAACAAUGGCAAGCCGACCCAGCAAGGGCAUUUCCCACCGUCGGCGGUAUCGCUGCGAAUUCGCCCUCCCCCGCAUCCGGGGAGCUCUCCACGCCAAAUUCCACGCCGAGCCCUAGCCCUAGCCCGACUAAUCAACAAGUCACGCACAAUGGCGGUUACGAGACGCAGCCGAAAAAUGUUAACAACAUCGCCAGGAGCAAGCAGCAACCGGUGCAGACGUCAGCGCUGGCGUCAACGCCUGCGAGGACGCCGGGCGUCGGCGCGGAUUCGACGAUGACGGGGCCGGGAAAGGGCGGAGGUCGCGUGACGGAGGUGAUGGAGCUCUGUUACGUCACCGAGAGGAUCAUCGCUCUCUGGUACAGGGAGGAUGCGCAGGGUGUCCUCGAGCACGCCACGACUCUCCUGCGCGGGAAACACGCCGACAAUUACAUGAUCUUUAAUUUGUCGUCGCCCGGCCGACCGGGCGAGCCGAACACGAGGGAGGCUGGAUGGCCGCAGGGAUUAGCGCCGAGCUUGGAAAGACUGUGCGCCCUGUGCAAGGAGCUGGAUUCCUGGCUGAACGGCGCUUCGAAUCGCGUCGUCGUCCUCCACACCAGGGGCAGCAAGGAGCGGCUGGGUGUGGCGGUGUCCGCUUACAUGAACUACAGCAGCAUCUGCGGGGGACGCGAUCAGGCGCUGGACAGGUUCGCCAUGAGGAGAUUCCUCGACGACAAGAUUGGAUCGCUGCAGGUUCCGUCGCAUCGAAGAUACAUCGAGUACUUCAGCGGACUACUGUCGGGCUCUCUGAGGAUCAGCCAGUCACCAUUGUACCUGACCCACCUGACCGUCCUCGGCGUGCCCCUCUUCGAGCCGACCGGCUGUCGAGCCUUCCUCAAGGUGUACGAAGGACUCACGCCAGUCUACACGUCGGACCUGUACUCGGUGACGAACGCGCGUGAAUUCACGGUUAACCUCGGCGGGCUUCGGCUGAGGGGCGACAUCUUGGUCAAGUGUUACCACAGGGUGUACUCGAAGCAGACCCGUGAAGUCAUGUUUUCCCUCCAGUUCCACACUUGCGUAAUUACGGAGAACGUCGUGUCCUUCCCGCGAUCGGAGCUCGACGUCGCCUGCGACGAUUCUCGGUGCCCGCCCGACAGCGUGGUGACACUCUACUUCGCCACCGACGCGAAACGUCAAGACGGCCCAGUGCCGGCGCCGACGCCCGCCGUGCCACACGCAUCGGCGCAUCACGACCCCAUCCUGCACUGGGACAGCUACACGAAUCUCGAGAUCAGCGACGACGAAGGUCGUGAGACUCCAUUAUCACCGCCACCUCCUUCGAGCUCUUCGGUUCAAACCUCACCUCGUGGCUUAGGUUAUACCUGUGGUCCCAUAGAUGGAUCCUUGUACGCGGUGGUUCACCAGGGUGCUGCAGGAGGUGCCCGCGGCUCGCCACUGACGGUUUCCAUGGACAGUGGCAUAAGCAGCGCGCCGCCACAGAGACCCAGCCCGCCAGAACCCGAGCCGGAAAAUCAGACUCACGGGGACCUCGACAAGCUUCUUCAUGAUAUGAUGCUGACCGUCGAGUCCAUGCCAGAUCCUCCGGCAGAGGACUACAACCGCGACCGCAGCGAGAAGAUAUACAUCCAAGAGACGCGCAGCUACAGCAGCCACGGCAGCAGCCACCCGACUUCCACGUACUCCACCCUGAAGGACUCGUACAGAAGCUACGGGGCCGGCAAAGAGUCCAGCCCGCCGUACAACUCGAGCAGCAGCUACAGCACCCUGAAGAACGAGUAUAGGGAGUCGUCCAAGAGCGUGGAGCACCGGUCGAGGGACGACUUCGAGUACCGCGCCUCUCCGGACCGGAAGGUGUCCGAGUCUUCCAACGAGUCUUACAGGAAACACGCGGACUCCUUCUCGCCGCCGGGUAACAUCGACUUCAUCGACGAGGAUAUACCGUAUCACGCCAGGCAGACCAGCCAGCCGUUCUCGUACGGCGCCACCACUGAUAUGAUAAAGCAUCAGAAGCUGUCGUCGCCCUCGCUGGUGAGGAAGGCGUCCGUGCGCAGCGCGGCACCGGUCGUCGACUUCGACGACAUCCUCGGCGAGAGCCCCAGAAGACCCAUCAGCCCCCUCAGCUCCAACACCCCAGACCCGCCGCCGGAGUUCGCGAACGGGCCCAUGAAGAGCGGCACGGAUCACAUGGACGGGUUGUCAUGGCUGAGACAACAGCAAUUGAAACUCGCCGCUAGGAGAGAUGAAAGGAGUCCUGGCAAGCUUUGGCGACAAGAGACCGGAAACCGUGUCAUCGGCGAGCUCAGGAGCCUGCAGAGAGGGAGAUUAAGACACGACGGCUACGCCAGCGACUCGGCGGUCCUCGACGACGAUGACGACACGUGGAACAUGGGUUCCGUUUCCGGACAGCCGCCGUCGAGAGCUGCACCGUACACCUCCGCGCCAGCUAGUCCUCUACUUCCGCAGAGAUCGAGCAGCCGGAAGUACAACGGCAGCAUCGGAAGCGGCGCCCUCCUCGGUAGACCGCGCGCGGAGAGCAUGAACGAACGGCCGUUCGUCUCCGUGAAACGCGCGUACGAGUACCGCAAGUACAGCGACAGUCAGAGCCCUCCGACAUCCCCCUGUGCAGCCUUAGCGGCCGUGCCACCUUUAGGGUUAGCGACGAGCCAGCAAUCGAGCAGCAGCAGCAGCAGCAGCAGCAACGUCGAGAGACAGCAGCAGCAGCAGCAGCAGCAGCCGCCUCCGCCGCCGCCGCCGCCGCGGCCGGAAUCGCGCAGCGACAGUUUCGCGCGCGCGGACGCGUUGCUGCGCGAACACCGUCAGCAUCAGCAACUGCAGCCCAGCCACGGCAGCAACGUCCACGAGCAACCCGAGCGGAAGCAGGCCGCGCUCUCGGCUGCGGAAUACGCGAGCUCGGCUCGAAACGCGCGGCCCGAGUCGCGGAGCCGCGUCGUCGCUUAUCAGAGUGUCAGGAGCUACAGCUCGGCCAGCAGCAACCAGGUGGACCAGGUGGACGGCGGCCUGUUGGCGGUGGUCGAUCAGCCUGCUGACCCUCUCGUGAGCCUCAUUCAGUCUCUAGCCGAGAUCACGCCGACUCGCGCGGCCCCGGCCACGUCUAAGGGCGAGGACGAACGUCCCGCCGCUGCCAACGACGCGGCGCUCGCGUCCACCCCCAUGCCCGCCAGUGCGCCUAGCAAUGCCAUUAAUCGCUCCCCUAACCAGUCGCCAAAAGCAUGGCAGAACUGCAUCCAGCCGCACAAUGACUCGGCGUCAUCGUGGACCGAGAGGAGCGUCAGCCCCGGAAGCGCGGUCGUCAGCGGUGCCUCGCGGCCGCAGACGCCGGCGUUUCCGGUCCACCCGCGGACGCCGUACGUCAACAACGCCUCGCCGACGGUGACGUUCGCCAGCGACCGCACCUACGUCACGUCCAACAACAGCUACAACGUCAACAACAACAACAACAACGUCAGCAACGAGGCCGGCGGCAACAACAACAACAACGUCGGGAGCUACGGCGCCGAACGAACGAUAUAUAUCGAAGAACGAAGAGAAGCCUCCAAGGAGACGGGGCUUCCACCCAAGAGUCCGACAACACAGCGACGCUUGAGUUUCCCGGCAAGCGGGCCGCUUAAACAAACGCAUAACAAACGAUGGCCGCUCACUAACCAAUCGGCGUCGUUCGACUAUAGCAAGGACCGACCUGUUUCUCCGGUAAGCGAAUCGACGAUGUCGCAGCCGCAGGCUGUUUCGCGCAGCCCUGGAACACCGACCCACGCUGAAUUCGCCCAGAGCCCCAAGAGACACGUACUCGAGCGUCGCUUUCUUUCGGAUUCGCAGAGCGCUACGUCCUACACUUCGAUCAACAGCGGCGGCCAAUCCUCGCCGCAGGUGCAAUAUUACGGCUCACGACGCUCCAGCGUUCACUCCAACACGGAGCCUCAGGAGGUGGCCGACGUCAAUGUGAAAUUCGUACGCGACACCAGUAGGAUCUGGUACAAGCCCAACAUAUCGCGGGAGCAAGCAAUCUCAAUGCUGAAGGACGCGACACCCGGCACUUUCGUGGUGCGCGACAGCAAUUCGUUUCCGGGCGCCUUCGGGCUGGCCCUGAAGGUAGCGACGCCACCUCCAGGUGCUCCCAGCAGUCCGCGGGACCCAUCGAGCGAGCUCGUCAGGCACUUCCUGAUCGAGCCAACAUCGCGCGGCGUCAGGCUGAAAGGAUGCGCCAACGAGCCGGUCUUCAGCUCUCUAUCGGCCUUGGUUUACCAGCACAGCCUGAUGGCCAUGGCUCUGCCUUGCCAGCUGCUGCUACCCGAGCCGGAAGCGGCCGCCAGAGCUUUGGAUUCACCUGGUACUAAUAGCACUCAGCAGCUUCUCGCGCAAGGAGCAGCCUGCAACGUUUUGUACCUUUUCACGAUUGACACGGAGUCGCUGACCGGGCCGCAGGCCAUCAAGAAAGCCAUCACGAGCUUGUUCGAGCAGAAACCCCUGCCGGCCGCUACGAUCGUUCACUUCAAAGUCUCCACGCAGGGCAUUACCUUGACCGACAACGCGAGGAAGCUGUUCUUCCGCAGACAUUACCCCACGAAUAACAUAAGUUACUGCGGCUUGGACACCGAGGAACGCACAUGGGAAUUCGCUAGCGAAGACACCAGCAGACCCCUUAGCGCUCAUCGCUGCUUUGGUUUCGUAGCGAGGAAACCCGCCCACAAAUCGGACAAUCAGUGCCACGUGUUCGCCGAGCUGGAGCCAGAACAACCGGCCACAGCCAUCGUGAAUUUCGUCAACAAGGUCAUGAUGGGCAGCUCCAUCGUCAAGGCCAACAUCGUCUAAGAUCCGCCGCAGGAUCUACAGCGCACAUGCCGCCAGAAACGGGCACAAACACCACCGCGAGUUCACUAAUAACGGUGCCGCCUUCAAGGUUGACACCGACACAUAUCCUUAGCGCAGAAAGAGAACAAAGAAUGCGAUUACACCAGUGGGAGAGCGGUCGGACAUAGCGGGAAGAAUGAUCGAUAUAAUCGACCAGCAGGAUCGGGCUAUUCCGCCGACGCGUGGGAGAAACGCGCGCGGAUCCUUCGGAAGGAAGAUCCGUCGCCGGCGGCUGCACGAGUUAAUCAUUAUCGUUAACUGACUACACAAAGUAAUAAGUCUUCGUGCAUUUCGAGUAGCGUCGAGUCAGUAGGACAUUCAUGUUGUAAGCAGUAGGGACGACAUAAUAAUCGGUAACAUCGGGAUAAAUUAACGCCGAGGAUCCCCUCUCUUCCUCGGACGAGGAGAACGAAGAGAACGAGAGGCGACGCGCGCGCGCGCGCGCGAAUCGAUUCUCUCUCUAGCCUCGCGCGAAUAUGCAGUCAAGAUGAAGAAAGUUGUUGUUAUGAUUAUCGUUACUGUUGCGAAUUAACGUAGCGAAUAGUGCAGUAAUAAGUGGGACUCUAAGAGAGGUAAGAUGGUCGAGUGUGAUUGCGUCGCCGCGACUCGGAUUUGAUUUCACAUGGAAAAUCGUCCGCUGUGUUUUUCAUACAUUACGUGUAACACGUUAUUUACCGUAACACAAAUCGAUACUGUCCUUAACGUACCGUUUUACUAUGCAGCUCUUAUUACCCCGGAGAGAAACCUCGCCCUUUUCUUCGGGACUGUCUUUGUAAUAUAUAUAUAUAUCCGAACGAUACUAAUACGUCUUCGCUCCUUUCAAAGCAUUCUCCGCGUGGAAUUCGCUGUGUUUUGUAAUUUUGCCAUCUUCCCCCGCUUAGGACACGAUCGGUCGCUCGAUCAGCCGCAUGCGAACUUACCGAUAGCUCGUAGUCAUAGUUGAGGAGAAUCAACCGUGCCCUUCGCGCGAGCUACGAAGGGCAUCGAGCAUUCGAAACGAGCGUAUCUCGCGCGACUUCGGUUUCGGAAACCAUCUCUACGCACCGCGUAUAAACACGAACAUACUUAUAUACAUUCUUACACCAUACAUGUAACUAUCGUCACGCGAAGGAUAACCAAGUCGGUCGGUGCUCGCGCGUUAACAAUCGACCCGCGUGUAACUUACGCCCAGGAGGUAUCCGCAGGAUCUUUCCGUUUCUGCACUCGGAAGUAAAGAGACCUUUACUUCCGAGGCGACUCCGGACGACCGAAAGCCGAUUUCGAAAAACCGCACGAGAUCACGAGAGCAACGAAAAUGUCCGGAGAGCUGAUCUUUAAAAAAGCAGCUUCGAUCGAAGGUUCGUCCGGCGGCGAACAGGUCGUCCGGUAACGCGCGAACAUCUUAGAUCCAUAUAUAUAUAUAUAUAUAUAUAUUUUAUCUCGUUAUACUUGAGACUCUCGAGUAAUGUUUGACAGAAAAUAUUACGUCGUUUGCAGAGCGUAUUAUGUAUACAUACGUACAUCUCAACACACGUACACACACAUAGACAAACAUACACAUUAGGUAUCCCCCGUGUCAUGCCCCCUCGAUGUACGAAAGGAUAACGUUAUAAAUAACUGUAAAUAUGCCGUGUGUCGCGGGAUAAAGUCGCCUUAAAAGGAGGCCUUGAGGAGACACCUUGAGGAAGACCGUCGCGGACCGCGCGCGAGCGAUCCGCGACGCGCGGGAAAAGCAAUGCUACGUUUUAGGAUCAGCUCGGAGAGAUCACGCAGGUGUGCGGCAGGUCGAGAGAAAUGCGGCUACUCGAGGAGGAGUAUGCACGUGACGAGCAGCAUCGCGCGUAUUCUUUCGGCGAACCCGUAGAUUCUUGCCAUUUCGGGCUCGUGUGCCGUCGAGACCUCGGAUGAGCACGACCUCGACGGGCACGACGAUGAGCAGUCAAUUAUUACGAUCGAAUCAAUUACAUUGUAAUUACGACAAUAUGGCGGGGUGAGGAGGCCGGGGCUACUCGUGGCAGUAGCCGGCCUGCCUCUCGGUACCCACCGUCGACUUCUUCGUCUAUACUUUCACGUUCUCUUCUACUUUUGUCUUCCGGGCGAAGGUCGGUGUCGGGACUUUGGCGUCUCUUCCGCUCUGCGAGCUCCUCCAGCCGAUUGCGAGAGGAAGAGCUCGCAGUCGCGCAACGUGCUAGUCAAAAUUCGUGCUGUAUAUUCGAUGGUCAAGCGAAGAUGGUCCUGCGGGCCCAUUCCGGGCCCUUUCACGAGCGUGCGACUACCUUACGCGAAGAAGGCGGACUCGCGACAUUCGCGGAUUCGAGGCCCGUAGGUGCGAAUCGGACGUCGCUGAAAGAGACGAGGCUGUCUCGCGCUUGAGAGACCCGACCGUGUCUUCCUUUGCGUUCUCCUUUCUCUCUUCGUCCUCCUCCGUCUGCCCCUUCUCCUCCGUGGACUUCCUUUCGUACGCGCCCAAACUUGACUAACAGCGUAAUAUUAAUUUAACAUUCAGUCAUUAUAAUAAUUAUUAUUAAUAUUAUUAUUUGUUUACGCUCUAUUACUCCCCGUACGCUCACGCAAUAAUGUAUCGUUGCGUGCCGCAUGGGUACGCGCGUAUAGUUGUAACAACAAUAAAUCAUAUUCACAGUGA
Messenger RNA from Harpegnathos saltator (Jerdon's jumping ant), 9613 nucleotides. It is a transcript of the gene by, whose product is annotated as focal adhesion protein tensin. Gene Ontology annotation, molecular function: protein binding. The transcript has 22 exons. NCBI's taxonomy places the organism in Eukaryota, Metazoa, Arthropoda, Insecta, Hymenoptera, Formicidae. Gene Ontology annotation, cellular component: focal adhesion. The coding region runs from base 1849 to 6951 and encodes 1700 amino acids. The record is from RefSeq and is a predicted model, not a curated record.